AUGGCUCCUGAAACAAAGAGCCGUAAGCCAGCAAAUACUGCUUUUAAGCAACAACGUUUAAAGGCUUGGCAGCCAAUUUUAACUCCAAAAACUGUUCUUCCAACGUUUUUUAUCGUUGGAGUCAUCUUCGCACCACUCGGUGGUCUACUUCUAUGGGCUAGUAACAGCGUUACAGAACUAGUUAUCGAUUAUACCUAUUGUGAUUCUAGAGCCGGCGAUUACCCUAAUAAUUACACCAGUGUGCCUUCAGAAUUUAUAACAGCGACAUUCCCUCAAGUAUCAUCCCAUCAACAAUAUGCAUCACAAAUUCAAUGGAGUCGUGAGGUGGUGGCUACAGAAGAAUUUAAAUAUACUAAUUCAGGCGUUUGGCGUUGUCAUCUUAGAUUCCCUAUUCCUUCAACAUUAAAGCCACCAUUAUUUAUCUACUAUCGAUUAACAAAUUUUUAUCAAAAUCAUCGAAGUUAUGUUAAAAGUUUUAACGCUAAUCAGCUCAAGGGCAUGGUUGUUUCUGCAGAUACUCUAAAAGGGGAUACGAUCCACAACCUUACACUUGUGCAAAAUAUCGAUGGAAGUAAGGCAAACGAUACCUAUGUUCUUGUUAGCAAAGGAAUUGCCUGGCCAUCAGACAAACAAAAGUACGGUCCUACUAGUUACUCCCUAAGUGAUAUUGUUCCACCACCAGAUUGGGCGAGCGCUUAUCCCAACGGUACUUACACCGCUGAUGCACCACCACCAGAUCUAUCCACAGAUGAACUCUUUCAAGUUUGGAUGCGUACAGCAGGUCUUCCUGAUUUUAGGAAAUUAUAUUCAAGAAAUGACACUACUAUAUUACAAGCUGGAACUUAUGAUGUUUCAAUUGAUUAUAGAUUUCCUGUAACUCGAUACGGUGGUACUAAGUCAUUUGUAUUAUCCACCGUCUCGUUCCUUGGAGGCAAAAAUCCAUUCUUGGGAUUAGCUUAUAUCGCCGUUGGAAUUGCAUGUGUCGUAUUAGGUGCUAUUUUCACUGCUCGGCAUUUGUAUAAGCCAAG
Molecule: messenger RNA, 1028 nt
Organism: Dentiscutata erythropus
Lineage: Eukaryota; Fungi; Glomeromycota; Glomeromycetes; Diversisporales; Gigasporaceae
Source: the annotation of a GenBank genome assembly